AUGGACCGCAGCCGCAUCAUUGCGCGGAGCGAGGUCGAGGAGAGGAUCGCCGGCGGUCAGGUCAUUGUCAUCCUCGAAGAUGACAUCCUGCGCCUGGACUCGUGGCUGGAGAAGCACCCCGGAGGCCGUCUCGCCGUGCUGCACAUGGUAGGACGAGAUGCGACGGACGAGAUCAAAGUGUACCAUAGCGCAGCCACGCUGCGAAUGAUGAAAGGCUUCCGGAUCGGCCGGAAGCCCAAUGGACCCUGGAUCAAUUUGACACCUCCCAUUCGAGGAGGCGUCUAUCAGAAGAAACCCGACACACUGGAUGAGGAACUGGGCUAUUCCGAUACCGACCAAGGCUCGACCGCUGGGUCUGCCACCGACGACCAAAGUUUAUCUAGCUCGGACGAGAGUUCGAGUUUAGAGAGCAGCAGCAUCCUAGUUGCCGAUGGAGGGCUGCCGGCCCAAACGUUGACCCAACGACAUGGCAAGGGAUCCAGCGAGACCAAGCCGCUGGAGAAGACCGUCGCGCCGGCCCGGAUGCUCAUGUCGCCCGCCAAGUACACCGAGAAGGUCAUGCAGGACGAGGUUGACCAGUGCAUCUCGGAAUACCCGUCUCUGUCUCCCAUGGUACAGCAAGGAAUCGUCGCCAAGUACCGCAAGCUGCACGAAAGGGUCGUCGCUGAGGGCUUCUAUGACUGCCCGUACAUUGAGUACGGAAAGGAAAUGGCCCGCUAUGUCACCCUGUUUGCGGCAUUCUCAAUCGCCUUGAGCUAUUCCUGGUACAUGACUUCGGCAGUCUGCUUGGGACUGUUUUGGCACCAAAUCAUGUUCACCGCACAUGACGCUGGCCACGGUGCCAUCACCCACAACUUCACCCUGGACACCCUAGUCGGCUUGUUCAUUGCAGACUUCUGCUGUGGCCUUUCUAUGGGAUGGUGGAAGAGCAGUCACAAUGUCCACCAUCUGGUGACCAACCAGCCCGAACACGACCCCGAUAUCCAGAACGUGCCGCUUUUUGCGACAUGCCCGUCCUUCUUCAAGUCCAUCAGCUCGACCUACUAUGAGGGCUUCGUCUUCGCCUGGGAUGCUGCGGCUGACUUUCUGGUCCCGUACCAGAAGUACACCUACUACCCGGUCAUGGGUAUUGCGCGCUUCAACCUCUACCUACUCUCUUGGCUACACGUGCUCUCCAAGAAAUCCUCGUCGCUGGGUGGCACCAAGGCCUGGUGGAUUCGUCCGACCGAGAUCGCUUUCAUGAGCUGCUACUGGUUCCUGUUCGGCUACUGCCUGUUGUGGCGCACUCUGCCGACAUGGACCAUCCGAGUUGCGUUUGUCCUGGUGUCGCACAUCAUCACGAUGCCUCUUCACGUUCAGAUCACCCUGUCCCACUGGGCCAUGCCCACCUCGGACCUCGGUGAAUUCGAGUCGUUCCCCCAGCGCCAGCUCCGCACCACGAUGGACGUCGACUGCCCAGCCUGGCUCGAUUUCAUCCACGGCGGACUCCAGUUCCAGGCGAUCCACCACCUGUUUCCCCGAGUCCCGCGACACAACCUCCGCCGACUACAGGUCCUGGUUCGGGAGUUCUGCGCCGAGACCGGGAUCCCCUACGUGAUCCUGAACUUUACCGACGGAAACCGCAAGGUGUUGAGCAGACUCGAGCAGGUCGCCGAGCAGGUCAAGGUCCUUGUCGAGUGCCAGAAGUAUAUGGCGGAGACUGGAGAGAGCGGGCUGCAUUGA
Molecule: messenger RNA, 1722 nt
Organism: Neoarthrinium moseri
Lineage: Eukaryota; Fungi; Ascomycota; Sordariomycetes; Amphisphaeriales; Apiosporaceae
Exons: 5
Coding region: 1-1722 (573 amino acids)
Biological process (GO): lipid metabolic process
Cellular component (GO): membrane
Molecular function (GO): oxidoreductase activity, acting on paired donors, with oxidation of a pair of donors resulting in the reduction of molecular oxygen to two molecules of water
Source: RefSeq, a predicted model, not a curated record